CUUUAUAAACACUAAAUAUGUAAUAAAUUAUAAAACGAAAAUCAGCUGUUAAACACCUCUUUUAAAAUAAUAUGAUUUCUUUAGUACUCAUUAUAGGUCAAUGUUUUUCGCUGAUGCCUGUUCGUGGUGUUGGCCAUUCAAAUCCGCGUCAAGUACGCUUUACAUUCCGAUCCAUACAAGUGAUGAUUACAUUGAUAUUUUUAUUCGCCAGUUCUACGUUUAAUUUUGCAAUGAUAAAACAUUUGGCAAAAAUUGGUGUAGACGCGAAAAAUUUAGUCGGCUUCGUCUUCUUUGCAUGUGCUCAAUCAUCAACGGUGCUCUUCUUCACGCUGGCGCCCCGUUGGCCACGCCUUAUUCGCUUUUGGACUCGCACUGAAAUGAUAUUCGUACGAAAACCUUACAAAAUGCCCAAACCAAAUCUGUCAACUCGGGUGCGACGUGCUGCAUACGCAGUAAUUGCAUUCUCAGCAGUGGAGCAUAUAUUUUAUCUUAUCUCAGCUAUAUACUCUGAAUAUCGUAGAGCACUACUGUGUGGUGCAGCCCAGAAUAUCACUAUUCCUUUCACUUUCGAAGAAUUCGCUUACAGAAACUAUGACUACGUAUUUGAAUUGUUGCCGAAGUCAACGCUUAUUGGUUGCCUUAUUUUGAUAGUGAAUUUUUUCUGCACAUUUGUGUGGAAUUACAUGGAUCUUUUCAUAAUGAUGAUAGGCAAAGGCAUCGCAUAUCGAUUUGAGCAAAUGAAGAUGCGCAUACACACGCUGCUCGAUAAGGAAGUGUCUGAAUCGAUUUUUAUGGAAAUACGAGACCACUAUGUGAAAUUAAUUGAAUUACUCGAGUAUGUGGAUGAGGAUUUGUCUGGCAUAAUUUUGCUAUCCAGUGCAAAUAAUUUAUAUUUCGUUUGCUACCAGCUACUGAAUAUCUUCAAUAAAUUACGUUGGCCAAUUAAUUACGUUUACUUUUGGUUUUCGCUACUUUUCCUAAUCGGACGUACGACUUUUGUUUUUCUCACAGCAGCAUCCAUCAAUGACGAAGCAAAAGACGCUUUAAGUGUGCUGAGGCGUAUACCAGCGAAUACUUGGUGUGUCGAGGUGGAACGUCUAAUAUUUCAAAUGUCAACUACAACGGUGGCAUUAUCAGGCAAGAAAUUCUACUUUCUCACAAGGAGGUUGCUGUUCGGGAUGGCAGGCACUAUUGUCACCUACGAGUUGGUUUUGCUGCAAUUCGAUGAACCCAACCGGACGAAAGGACUACCCGAUCUGUGCUCUUAGAGAUUAGAGUAGAUUAGAGUGAAGAGUGAUAUGACAACAA
This is a messenger RNA of Rhagoletis zephyria (snowberry fruit fly), 1308 nucleotides long. RefSeq names its product Gustatory receptor 64a (gene Gr64a). Gene Ontology annotation, biological process: detection of chemical stimulus involved in sensory perception of taste; sensory perception of sweet taste. Gene Ontology annotation, cellular component: membrane. NCBI's taxonomy places the organism in Eukaryota, Metazoa, Arthropoda, Insecta, Diptera, Tephritidae. The record is from RefSeq and is a predicted model, not a curated record. Gene Ontology annotation, molecular function: sweet taste receptor activity.